GCUACGGCGAUGCAACAUAUGUCGGGCGAUUCUGCGUCGUUUUCUCUAAAACAUAAAAUGAUGCGUCAUUUUGUUGCAUUUUCACUACUGCUAUUCUUUUUGAAAAUCUCAGUCGAGGCGACUAAGUUCGUGCCGAACUAUAAACUUUGCUCCCGUUUCGGUGAUUCUGCAUGCAGAGCACGUUGCUUGAAACGACUGAAUUGCCAAAACGGACACUGCAAAGGACAAAAGCUAGAAUUCAAGAACGGAGCAGUUGUUUUCCCCCCAUGUGUCUGUGAGGAUUGUCCCGGUGGUCAAAAGACGAAGAAGCUGCCUAGCAUAUAUUAAUAUUCGUAUUUUGCGCAGAACACCAGUAUGAAGUUAUUAUGAUGCAAGUUAUUCAAUGUUUCCACCACACAAUGAUAUUAUUCAAGUUAUCAGCA
Messenger RNA from Cylicocyclus nassatus, 422 nucleotides. Lineage: Eukaryota; Metazoa; Nematoda; Chromadorea; Rhabditida; Strongylidae. The record is from the annotation of a GenBank genome assembly.